Neospora caninum is the source of this 3462-nucleotide messenger RNA. RefSeq names its product ATPase, related. Gene Ontology annotation, cellular component: plasma membrane. NCBI's taxonomy places the organism in Eukaryota, Apicomplexa, Conoidasida, Eucoccidiorida, Sarcocystidae. The record is from RefSeq and is a predicted model, not a curated record. Gene Ontology annotation, molecular function: ATP hydrolysis activity; P-type proton-exporting transporter activity; ATP binding. The coding region runs from base 1 to 3462 and encodes 1153 amino acids. Gene Ontology annotation, biological process: regulation of intracellular pH; proton export across plasma membrane. The transcript has 2 exons.
AUGGCGGACGUCUCCAGUGAGAAGGGGCGACUUCUACCCAAGGAAGCCAGUGGCCAUCCGCCUUCGCCACUGGCUGAGCGUCCCUCUACCAAAGACACUACAGCGCAACGGGAUGGUGCACUUCACGCCGGAUCGACCGCAUAUUCGUAUCAAACAGUUCCAACUGUCGCAGGAAACUCCAAUGAAUCGCAUUAUGACGGCGGAGUAGUGGCUCCAACAACAACUGGUCAACAUGUGGUAGACGGAACAGUUGGUCCAGACUCUCCUGGGCAACGAGAGUCUGCGGAAGAGAAGGCAGAUGACGGAGCCUCUUCAAGCGAAAGAGAGGCACACAAGAAGAACAACGAGAGUAAGACGGCAGCAGAACUUGAAGCUGAAGCAGACAAGUUAGAGCAAACAGAGACGAGAUCCGUAAACUACGACACGCGAGGUCUGACGUCCGAUCAAGUUACGGAACUGAGGAAGGAAUAUGGAUGGAACGAAGUGAAGCCGCGGCAGGUACCUGAAUGGUUUAAAGUGUUGAAAAAAUAUCUCUCCCUUGUGCCCAUCCUGUUGAUCGUCGCGGCUCUUUUCGCAGUUUGCGUGGUGGAAGACAACAUGCGUGACUGGUUUUCUUUCGCUCUUCUUAUCUUUUUGAACAAUUCAAUGGUCUGGGCAGAUUACAUUGGACAGCGCUCCGCACACAACGCCAUCGCAGCUGUGGAAAAGCUGGGAGCCCCUAUCUGCCAGGUGAAGAGAGACGGAGAAUGGCAGAAUCGAGAAGUGCGCGAACUCGUGCCAGGAGACAUUGUCCACCUUAAGGCGGGCGUCAUCAUGCCGGCUGAUGGAGUGUUCGUGACCAAUGGGGCGACCGUGACCGUUGACGAAUCUGCUCUGACAGGAGAAUCUGUGCCCAUCCGAAAGCACCCGGGGGCGCCACUUCUCUCAGGAUCUGUGGUAGACAAGGGUGAGGGGGAAAUGCUUGUGACUAAGACGGGCAACGAUUCCUUUUACGGCAAAACGUUGUCGUUGCUGGCGCGCGCUGAGCGACAAGGCUAUCUGGAAACUGUUCUGCAUAGGGCACAGCUGUUCAUCACCUUCGUCGCCGCAUGUUGUGCCGUGUUCCUCUUCUUCUGGCAGUCCUUUCAUCCUGACUGGAAAUUGAUUAUCCCGGAAAGACGCUAUCUUAUUGCGCUGAAGCAUGCAUUCAUCUUGAUUGCGUCUGUCGCGCCGGCCGCGAUGCCAGUGGUUACGACCACGGUUUUGUCAGUGGGGGCUCUGACCAUCACGAAACAGAAUGCGGCUGUUUCUCGAUUGUCUGCGAUCGAAGAGGCAGCCGGAGUUGUGAUACUCUUUAGCGAUAAGACGGGAACGUUAACGAAAAAUGAGCUUUCCCUUUUCAAAGAGGAGUCCAUGCUAGAGCCCGGAUACGACGAAAAAACCAUGCUUCUCUACGCAAGUCUCUGCAGCGAUACGCAGGAACCGGAACCAAUAGACCGAACGAUCAACGGAGCUGCCGACAUGGCAGAGAGAGCAAAGUACCGCAUUCUUGAGUAUGUACCUUUCAACCCUGUCGACAAGAGAACCGAGGCGACUGUAGUUGGCCCGGACGGGAAGAAGUUCGUGACGACAAAAGGCGCUCCGCAGGUAAUCAGGGACCUCGUCUGCUACGAAGACCAGGAGCUGCGUCAGCGGUUGAACGAACUGAUUCUGAAUAAAGCAAAGCGGGGACUUCGGACUCUCGGAGUUGCAGUGAAACCUCUGCCAGAGGGUGUGGCUGGUAACGCACCCCGUUGGCAGCUUGUUGGGUACUUGUCGUUGUUCGACCCGCCUCGUGAAGACACUGCCGCUACAAUCAAGAGGGCAAACGAGUUGGGGAUUCGUGUGAUCAUGAUAACAGGCGAUCAGCAGGCCAUUGCAGUUGAGACUGCCAGGCAGCUGCACAUGGGCACAAACAUCGUCGGCCCAGAAGUAUGGAAAGAAGAGAAAGAGACGGGUAUGGUACAGGGGAAGCCUCUUGCCGAAUUUAUUGAAACCGUUGACGGUUUCGCUGGCGUCUUCCCAGAACAUAAGUACGCUAUAGUGAAUGCGAUGAUGGAUGCACACAAGCUAGUAGCAAUGACAGGCGAUGGAGUCAACGACGCCCCAGCAUUGAAGCGUGCGACUAUCGGUAUCGCGGUUAGCGGUGCGACUCAGGCGGCGAGGGCGGCAGCAGAUAUCAUUCUGUUUGCACCCGGCCUAAAAACGAUUAUUACUGUCAUGUCCCUAUCGAGGCAAAUCUUCAAGCGCGUUGAAUCAUACAUUAUUUUCCGCAUAUUCACUAGUUUGAUAAUCUUGGGUAUGUGGUGGGGAAGCAUUGUCAUUCUGAGAUACCAGUUCCCAUCUUGGACGUUGGUUCUCAUGUCCAUGAUUAAUGACUUCGUUUUGAUGAGUUGCUCACGCGAUCGGGUUUCGAGUUCGAGCUCACCCAUGAUAUGGUCAAUGAUGCGGGUAAUUUUUCUCUCCAUUUGGCUUGGUUUCCUCGCGACAGUUUCCAUUUUGCUCUAUGUUGUGUUCGCAGACCCCUCACAUCUUGUCAACUGGUGGCCCCGAUGGGGAUUACCAAAGUUUAUUCCUGACUGGCCUCUCCCUGUUUCUGAGCACUUCAUGAGCUACCAGACAAAUGCUGGUGUGUGGCUUCUUAUGACUGUCCUUAUCCAGCUUUCGUUUCAAAGUGUUCGAACCCGAGGUGUGUUUUGCUGGUACAACAAGGAUAACCAGUUUCCGGCUCUCGUUAUCAUCAUUCCUCAAGUCUGUGCCGUACUUCUGACAAUAUUCCUUUCAAUCUACUGGAAGAUCGCAUGGAGGCCGGGGUCGGGACCACGUAUGGUGGGUCUCAAUUGGGGUCAGGCGUGGGUCACGAUCUUUUGGGGCCUCCUGUGGUUUUUUGUGAUGGACGCGACCAAGAUUGGCUUCUACAAGUAUGCGUGGCCCAUGAUAUCACGGAAUAAAAUGUACCACGCUGUAACUAUGGAGACACCCUGCCGACAGGAAAUCGAGAACCGCAACGUAGCAUUGAAAGCAAUGGAGGACACGAUGCGGUUUCUGCAGGAACGCGAGCGUAAGGUGGACAAGUUUGAGGAAAAGGUGGAAGACGUAUUUCUUACCGCUAUCACGGAUGCCGGCGAGCUUGGCAAGAAGGACCAUGGACGAGAUGGUCACAUCCACAAAACAGAGCACAAAGUAUCGUCAGAGCCAGGUGUAACUGGCACGCCGGUCAAGGCCUCCCCGCCUAAGGAGGAGGCUGAUUCUUUUGUUGUUUCAAUUACGAGUGAAGGGGGGACGUGCAGGGCGGGUCUGGAAGAUGCCGUUGCAGGCGGGGCGAAGCAAGGACUCGACACGGACCAGAAAACGACGGAAGUGUCGCACGACCUUGAGAACUUGAGCUCCGGAACCCAUCCGAAUGUUCAUACAGGAGGCGAGGUACCUCCGAUAACCCGUUGA